This is a messenger RNA of Rotaria sp. Silwood2, 522 nucleotides long. Lineage: Eukaryota; Metazoa; Rotifera; Eurotatoria; Philodinida; Philodinidae. The record is from the annotation of a GenBank genome assembly.
AUGCUUUUGCCAAGUAUUGGAGGAUUUAUUGUAAAAAUUCGUGGUAAUCGUCGUCGUCAAGAUUUACUUCAUAUGGAUAGCGAAUUAUUACGUACAAAAAAUAAACGUUUAAGAAAAACAAUUCUCGAAGAACAUAUGCCACCAGAGAUGCAGGAAGCAUUUUUUGGUAUGGAUCUGGCAAAUCAAAAUCAAGCAAAAAAUCCAUUAGAUGAUGAUUUAAUAUAUAAUGAUCAAUCAACAAUAAAUUUAAAAUAUUUAAAUAAUGAAUAUUCAAUUCAACUUGAUCCAGAUACAAUUAAAUAUUUGACAACAAAGAAAAAAUCAUCAUUAUCAUUAUCAAAUGAUGAUGAAAAUGAAAUGCAACCUAUUUUUGGUAAUGAAGAAUUUACAGAUUUAGUUGAUUAUAUUCUUAAUCCAGCUCCGAAUCCACCAUGUAAUUCAUCUGGAGAUAUUUGGGAAUUUAUUGAAUUUGUUGAUCAACCAAAUCAAAAUGAUCAUCCUUCUGGUAAUUUAAUAAUUUAA